Molecule: messenger RNA, 1302 nt
Organism: Kluyveromyces lactis
Lineage: Eukaryota; Fungi; Ascomycota; Saccharomycetes; Saccharomycetales; Saccharomycetaceae
Gene: TEP1
Product: putative phosphatidylinositol-3,4,5-trisphosphate 3-phosphatase
Exons: 1
Coding region: 1-1302 (433 amino acids)
Biological process (GO): protein dephosphorylation; phosphatidylinositol dephosphorylation; phosphatidylinositol 3-kinase/protein kinase B signal transduction
Cellular component (GO): plasma membrane; cytosol; nucleus
Molecular function (GO): protein tyrosine phosphatase activity; phosphatidylinositol-3,4,5-trisphosphate 3-phosphatase activity; protein tyrosine/serine/threonine phosphatase activity
Source: RefSeq, a predicted model, not a curated record
AUGACUUUAUCGAAAUUUAAUCCGGAGCACAUCAUCAAAUCAAUCUACAGCUCCCCUUUCAAUCAAUAUAAGAAUAAUAUGGGAUUAGUUUUGGAUGUUUCGUAUGUUACUGACAACAUCAUUGUUUGCUCAUAUCCUGUAAUGAAGUAUCCCAAAAUGUUUUAUCGCAACAGUCUCGUUGAUCUUGUCACGUAUUUGGAUGCGAAUCAUGGCAGAAAGAACUGGAAAAUCUACAAUUUGAAGGCGGAAAUGAAUGAUUCAGACUACACUGAUGACGAUUUUGCCAUGGUAUUGGAAUCAAAACAUGUGACCCCACCAGCUGGUAAGAGUGAAAAAAUUACUUCCACUUUUAGAUCCAGAAAAAUGCUCGAAGACCAUUGCAAUGUUUCCGGAAUCAAAUUACUAUUCAGAUCUAAUGCAGAUGAAAUAGUAAAACCACCAAUUUCUGUGAAAUCUCACUUGUUGAGAGCUGGAUGGAUUGAUCAUUCACCACCAUCUUUUUUGCAUCUUCAGAACUUAAUAGACGAUAUAAGAGAUACUGUCUCAAGGGGGAAAGUAGCUGUUAUUCACUGUAAAAUGGGCAAAGGGAGAUCGGGCACUCUGGUAGUCGCAUAUUUGAUGACAUACUUGCAGCUCCCCCGUCAUGAAGCACAAUCUCUUUUUCUGAGCACUAGGUUUAAGACAGGCAUCAGUAAAGGAGUUACCAUAGCUUCUCAACUACGUUAUCUCAAGUACCAAGAAAUGUUUCUCCGAUACGAAGCUAAACAACGAGAAGAAAUAAUAAAGAACCUUUCUACCAUCGAAUUCAAGAUUUUGUCAAUCGAGUUUACAAAUUCAAUUGGUCAAUAUAGCUCGGAAUUCUUGAAAAAGGCCAAUAAUACAACAGUAUCCAUUAAGAUACAAAGUCACUCAAGUGGAAAAUCGGGUCUUAUCGAUUUAUUCUCCAAGCAGUGUUCUACAGGCAAGGGAUCAUUAAGGUCGUUAACUUCAAAGCAAAUAAUAGUUCCAAAUAUCAACGUAACUUUCUCAGAUAUCCGUUUAUCAUUUGGAAUCCGUUCAAAGACCUCGCAAUUUAUAAACAACGUCUCUCACCUAAGCUCUUUUUCAAGUUGCUGGUUAAAUCUUUAUUGGGAAUCUGUGCUUCAGUCAAAGAACCUUGAUAAUGACUCCAACUACAUUUUACCUAAGAAUGAACGAUUUGAGUUUUAUAUUCCAUGGGAGGAACUUGAUGGGUUUAAAGGAACCUCUGGGAAAGGUCUUAAAUUAUUCGAUUCAAUUUCUAUCCGGUGGAUGUUACUUUGA